Molecule: messenger RNA, 375 nt
Organism: Penicillium chermesinum
Lineage: Eukaryota; Fungi; Ascomycota; Eurotiomycetes; Eurotiales; Aspergillaceae
Exons: 1
Coding region: 1-375 (124 amino acids)
Source: RefSeq, a predicted model, not a curated record
AUGAAGGGUACUCACUACCGACUUGAGUUGCCAGGUAGAUCUCGUUCACUUCUCUGGAAUAGCCCGGUGGUGGUUAGCCGCAUGUAUCAGCGCGAAAGCAAAGGUACCACAAGCACGAGUGCUAAUUUGUUCCAGAGGGUGCUGUCCAAGGUAGAUCUCUGGACACAAGGCUUUGCUCGAGUUGAUGCCCCAGAGAUAGCUAGGUGUCAUAUGCCUAAUCCAAUCGCCAUGAUUCUAUCAACUGACUGGGAGCUGGGGACCUCAAAUGUCCGUUUCCAAUUUAGUGGUAGGCUGAGAAAGGUUGAUGGGUACCAUAGCAGGGGCUCCGCUGGGGUAAAACCUGAAGCUGCAAGUUUAGCCCUCCGGCUUUCGUGA